GUUCAGUCCAAUUCAACUACUCACGGUAUAGACACGCGUUAAAAUGGCGGAAACCGACGCCGUUACUUUUUGGGAUGAGCUGACCAGUCCCAUCAAUUUAGUUUUGGUGUUUUUUAUUUUAUACCUUGUUUACAAGAUCGUAAAGUCGCAUUUUGAAAGUGUUGAACCCGCGCCGCCAGCUCCGCCGCCUAUGCCGAAACUCAGGAAGGACAUGACGGUUGCGGAAUUGAAGAAGUACGAUGGAACUGACGCGGAAGGGAGGGUGUUGCUGGCUGUGAAUGGCAUUAUCUUCGAUGUGACCAGGGGAAAGAGAUUCUAUGGGCCAGGAGGUCCAUAUUCAGCGUUCGCGGGUAAGGACGCUACACGAGGUCUUGCCACAGGGCAAGUAGCUGCUUCGGAUACAGAGUAUGAUGACGUCAGCGACCUCGGUCCUGACGAAGUUGCAUCGGCCAAAGAAUGGGAAGACCAAUUCAAAGAGAAAUAUGACAUCGUGGGACGACUUCUGAAACCUGGUGAGACUCCAACCGUGUACAGUGACGAAGAUAGCGAAGAUAAGAAAUCGCAAUAAAUAUUAGACAAUUUUACAAUAUUGUGAUAUAUACUAAAGUAAGUUUGUUGGGUUAUGUUAUAUUAAAAUAGAUAUAGAAAAUGUUUUUCAAAUGUAAGCUAUUAAAUUUAAUA
This is a messenger RNA of Pararge aegeria (speckled wood butterfly), 681 nucleotides long. Its product is annotated as membrane-associated progesterone receptor component 1-like. The transcript is spliced from 3 exons. The record is from RefSeq and is a predicted model, not a curated record. Bases 44 to 568 code for a protein of 174 amino acids. Gene Ontology annotation, cellular component: membrane; endomembrane system. NCBI's taxonomy places the organism in Eukaryota, Metazoa, Arthropoda, Insecta, Lepidoptera, Nymphalidae.